Messenger RNA from Talaromyces rugulosus, 2733 nucleotides. RefSeq lists its product as uncharacterized. Bases 1 to 2733 code for a protein of 910 amino acids. Gene Ontology annotation, molecular function: phosphopantetheine binding; CoA-ligase activity. Gene Ontology annotation, biological process: secondary metabolic process; biosynthetic process. The record is from RefSeq and is a predicted model, not a curated record. Lineage: Eukaryota; Fungi; Ascomycota; Eurotiomycetes; Eurotiales; Trichocomaceae. The transcript is spliced from 2 exons.
AUGUCAUCCAAUAUCCUUGCAGGACUAUUGCAGAAGACAGCUAGGGUAUUUCCAGCAGGUCGUCUUAUUAUAUACGGCCCCGGAGUGUUCUCCAUGCCAGUGGAUAUUAGUUACAACAGCUUAUACAUGCAAGCACAGCAGAAUGCCGACAUCCUCCGAUCUCAGCAAGGCUUUAACACAGAAUCACCCGUUCUCCUUCGACUAGACAACCAUGAAGAUUUUCUGCUUUGGUUUUGGGCUGUCGUGCUUGCUGGAUGUAUACCAGUACCAUUGCCGCCGCUCAGUAACAUCGAAGAGCAGAGGAAGAAACACAUUCAGCACUUGUUCGAGCUAUUCAGUGGUCCCAUCUGUAUUACAAGAGAUGAAUUGAGGCCCUAUUUUAUCCAUGAUAACCACAAUGUCAAAAUUUAUACUCUCGAAAGCCUUCGUGAACAAUCACCUACUGAAUCACUAUGCCACACUUGCAUGGAUCCAGAGACCAGUGGCCCCGCCUUGCUCAUGAUGACUUCGGGUAGUACCGGAAAUCCCAAAGCUGUUUGUCUAUCUUAUACUCAGAUAAUAUCAGCAGUGGCAGGGAAAGCUUCGGUACGCCAACUACCGGCCAACAAGCCGUUUUUGAACUGGAUCGGACUCGACCAUGUAGCAAGCCUGGUUGAAAUACACAUCCAGGCCCUGUUCCUUGGGGUUGAUCAGAUUCAUAUCCAAGCAAGUGAUAUUGUCGCCUCACCUCUCAGAUUUCUCGACCUCCUGAGCUUCCAUCAGGUUUGCCGCUCCUUUGCGCCCAAUUCUUUCUUGGCCAGUUUGGUGUCCACUCUCGAGGCAGAGAACAGGCAACCAAUAACAACAACGUGGGACCUAAGUCAUCUAACCGUCCUAGCCUCUGGCGGUGAAGCAAACGAUGUCAGGACAUGCGUCGCAGCGAGUGAGCUGUUUGCAGCGCAUGGUGCUCCUCGUAAUGUCAUAACUCCCGGGUUCGGAAUGACUGAAACAUGUGCUGGGGCCAUCUUUAAUUUGGACUGUCCAGCAUACGAUAUCAAAAUCGGAAGCACUUUUACAUCAGUGGGCAGAUGUAUGGAGGGAAUUGAAAUGCGCGUGCAAAGUCCCAACACAAACCCCUCCUCUUCGGACAGCGUAGGACUCCUCGAAGUCAGAGGCGAUGUGGUGUUUCAGCGGCGGAUGGUUGGUUUUCGAACAGGGGAUUUGGCCUCUACCGAUUCUAUAGGCAAUCUCUAUAUCGUUGGCAGAAUUACCGAUGUCAUGAACAUCAACGGCGUAAAGUAUAACUGUGAAGAUUUAGAAGCAUCUCUUCUACAAAAUCUUCAUUCCCAACUUCGCCGUCUCAUGGCUUUCUCGUUCAGGCCAGCAGGUUUACACACUGAGCACGUCGCAGUCGCGUACGUGCCAAAAGAACCAAUUCUGCAGGACCAGGACUUUAUAUACAUACACGAUACCAUUUUACAGGCAACCAUAUUAUCUACAGGCGCCAGACCACAGGUUUUCGCGCUGGAAAUAGCUUCUCUUUCCGCCUCUAGUCUAGGGAAAGUUUCGAGAGUACGAAUGAGAAAAUUACUCGAAAGUGGCACUUUUACUAAUAAUAUCGAGUCAUACGAACACCGUCUCAAGAUAUUAAGAAAGCAAAACAUCAUUCAGGCUAAAUGCUCGUUCGAAGUACUUCUCUUAGAAGAUGUUACCGGGUGCUUAGGGAUAGAACCGGGUAAUAUUGGACUGAAUACGCCAUUCUUCGAUCUAGGAAUGACCUCAAUGGAUCUCAUCCGAUUGAAGAAACGAAUAAGUGAACGAUUAGACGUCGAUAUUCCCAUAAUCAAAUUCAUGAAAAGUCCGACCGUGGGCGAGUUGGCCGUGGCUUUGCGAGAGUCGGACCCCUGUACUAGAAGCACAUACAACCCGGUGAUGACUCUUCGCUCCAAGGGCGCCAAUCUACCGCUUUGGCUUGUGCACCCAGGAGUCGGGGAGGUACUCGUGUUCCUCGGCCUAUCAAAAGAAAUAGACGACCGCCCAGUAUAUGCUCUCCGGGCACGCGGAUUUGAGGCCGGCGAGGAUCACUUUGCAAAUAUCUCUGAGAUCGUUGCCACUUACUUUGACGCAAUCAAAAGAGUCCAGCCCCAGGGUCCGUAUGCAAUUGCAGGGUACAGUUAUGGGGCCAUGUUGGCCUUUGAAAUCAGCAAGAAGCUAGAAAGCAACGGCGAUGAAAUCGGAUUCUUGGGUAGUUUUAACCUCCCUCCUCAUAUCAAAUCACGCAUGCGCCAACUUACUUGGAACUCUUGUCUCCUGCAUCUUAUGAAUUUUCUGGACCUGGUCACAGAGAGCGUCGUCGAAGAUUUGGACGAGACGAUUCCGCAAAUUUCACGAGGCGAAGCCAUUCCCAAACUACUGGCAAUCGCAGAUACAGGCCGUAUGACCGAGUUGGGCCUUAAUGAGCGCUCGCUGUCAAAUUGGGCUGACCUGGCAUACGGCUUGCAGAGUGUGGCAACCACAUAUGAACCUUCGGGAUCAGUCAACUCGAUUGACAUUUUCCAUUGUAUACCGUUGAAGAUGGCCGCCAAGUCAAGAGAAGACUGGCUCAAUAAUCAUCUCAGCAAAUGGGUUGACUUUUCAAGAACAGAGGCAAGAUUUCACUCAGUUGGCGGUUCUCACUACACAAUGAUUGGGGCCGAUCACAUCAUUGAAUUUGCGAAAACGUUGCGUGUUGCGUUGAGGGAAAGAGGUGUUUAA